AUGAUUAGGCAUUUCCGCAAACUAAACCAAACAUCAGCACAAAUUGGAAAUAUAUCAGCCAGUGAGGCUGUAAAUUUGGCGGAGAGAUGUGAAAAACGAUUGCACACAAUUCUGGUAGACUUGGACGCACAGUUAGCCGAACGGCGACAGCAGCCAAAAAAAAAGCUGUCAACCCUGUCACAGGAACCGAGUCGAGGAUUGAGUGAAACUCGGACGGAUUUGGCAAACACAAAUGGCAACCACUCUCGAUUGAAUCCACCCCAACUAAUUGAGCACAAUUACGAAAACGCUCGAGGUCUAUGGCCACGGGUCCGUCGUGCUUUCAGUGACAAACGAUCGAAUCCUGUUGAACCAAAAGUGACAGAUAACUUGCAACCACAUUCAUACAGAAAUUCUGUUCCGAUCGGAAGAUAUUUGGUCACUCCAUAUUAUGAUGAUGAUUUAGAAGAAUCUUCAGGUAUACAGGCUGUUCCACUUGGAUCUAAGGCAGAGAAACUGAUUUUAAUGAAAAACCCACUACAAGAACUGAUCUCCUGUGUUACAGCAGGAACAAUCAGCGCUGCAGUUCGCAGAAACAGUCGUCGUCAAACAGUCGGUGCCGUGACCGCCGCCUUGCAAAACACAUUGCCAAAAGACAAGCAGAAGCAUCUGUCAGAAUCAUUAAAAUCUUACGAAAAGCUGACCGUAGCUUCGGUCUUACGGAAAGAAGACAUAUCUUUUCAAUACAUCGAUGUCACCGGUAUCGACUCCAUGACUCAUUCUCAUACGACUCAAUCGCAUUCGGCACUCUCAAAUCAGCGACAGGAGAACAAUAAAGCUGAGGUUGCUGACGCACCGAAAGACUUGAAAAAUCCUAAAAUUGUCGAAAAGAGAAUUAACCGGAUGAAGACAUUCCCUGCACGACAAUUCCCGUUUGUGCGUUUGCAAAGACGUAGAUCUGAACCAGCUGCACACAACUUCCUCGUCAUCCCAAGCGCAUACACCAAUAAUGAAGUGCCGCUUACUAAACCAAAAGUAGAAGAUAGUGAGUCACUCUACGAUUGUCAGCCUCACUCUGCCGAAAUGGGCAUCUCCGUUUUGUCUCCAAAUUGUAUACCCUCCGGAGUUGGUGAUACUUAUAUUGCUCAAGCUUCAACAAGACAUUCAAAGAGUCUUUCCGGGUCCAUGCUUGUAACGGAACAGGAUGAACAUGCUCAGUACGAUAACUGCUCCGUGCCAUCUACUACCACGCGUGCACUCAGUCAAUCUCUUGCUGUUUCCGGUGAAAAUAAUGCCAGUCAGACCUUGUGCCGACUGAGUUUGCCACCGAUCAAGAAAAACGAUAAAUACGCAACAAAUGUCAAAAACUUCAAAGAGUUCGCAACUCGUGAGGAAUAUCCAAAUCUUCAAUGCGAGAUAAGUGAAGCUACUACAUACUCAGUGCCUUCACAGUAUAUCAAAAAUGAGAGUCAAUUAUCCGAAACCGCCAAAUCUGUCUUUGAACGAAAAGAAAUGCGCACAUUCUAUGUACCAUCUACAGUAUUCGUAGAAACGGAAGCCCUCCCAAAUAGAGUGAAAGAUCUCACGGAAAUGAGCCAUCUGGUGUUUCUGGACGAGGCAGGCAACCCGUGUUUUGACAUUUGA
Messenger RNA from Echinostoma caproni, 1623 nucleotides. NCBI's taxonomy places the organism in Eukaryota, Metazoa, Platyhelminthes, Trematoda, Plagiorchiida, Echinostomatidae. The record is from the annotation of a GenBank genome assembly.